Messenger RNA from Guillardia theta CCMP2712, 501 nucleotides. RefSeq lists its product as hypothetical. The transcript has 2 exons. The coding region runs from base 16 to 216 and encodes 66 amino acids. The record is from RefSeq and is a predicted model, not a curated record. NCBI's taxonomy places the organism in Eukaryota, Cryptophyceae, Pyrenomonadales, Geminigeraceae.
ACGGGAAGAGACGCGAUGCUCUUCGCACUGGUCCCGCUUGCUGGAGUUCGCGGUUGGUCGAGCGCGCCAGGUUCAAUUUUGACCUGGGGCGACGGAACGAAUGAAAUGGGAACAAUCCCGGGCAUUCCUGGGUGUGAGCAAGGCCCUCCUUGCGAUUGUGAUUGCGAUUCUAUCUUCAAUCAAUUUGGAAACGAGCCAAAAUGCUCAAAGUGUUGAGAUAUAAGUCGAUGGAUGAAAAAUGCUGUUCAGACGUAGAAAUUUUAUUUUGAACACUUGUUUUUAUCAACCUAUAUGGUGUUGAAAUUCUUUUCAUUCCAUCUAGAAUCAAAGCCAUUUUGAGUUGCUCAAAGUUCUGGUGAUUAGUACAGAUGGUUGAAAAUAAUUCCAUGGCGCACUUUGUGAUGUGAUAUUGUGUUGAGCCAAAAUGGUUGAGAAUAGGACUCGGCAUAAAAUUGCAUGCAUGUCUGAAUUCCACCAGGACAUAAAGGGUCAUGAAGGGUA